AUUGUAUGAAGCGAAUUUGUCACGUGUCGCUGAUUCGAUCAUUCAACCAUCUCCUACAGCUCGCGACCUCACCAGAACCAUCAACUCCCUCAGCGUUCUAUCUCUGGAAAAACAUUUUUCAUCCUAUUUAUAAUAGAGCUUAUUAACAUUAAUUAAUUCUCGCGCUACGUUCAGAACCUCAGAUUGUUUUCAGGUGCCCACGAUUAUUCACCAGCGGGGAACUUAUCGCAGCUCUAUCAACAUGGCAACCGCAACAAUGAGGCCUGUGGACCCUGCGCGUCGAUGGAAGAGUCUUUACAAAGUCCUGAAUAAGCCGGGCCCUUCCAGUGAUGAAGAUUGGGUCCCUGGUCCAGAGACGAUAGAUGCUUUGGAAUCAUCAAAAGUCUUGGUUAUUGGCGCCGGAGGUCUAGGAUGUGAUAUUCUGAAGAACCUUGCGUUGUCCGGAUUCAAAGAUAUCCAUGUUAUUGACAUGGACACAAUCGAUAUCUCCAACUUGAACCGACAGUUCUUAUUCCGCCAAUCUGACAUAGGAAAGCCUAAAGCUGAGGUUGCUGCAGCAUUCGUCGAGAAGCGAGUGAAGGGAGUUAAGAUCACCCCAUACGUAGGUAAGAUCCAGGAUAAAGAUGAAGACUACUACAUGCAGUUUAAAAUUAUCGUUUGCGGUCUCGACAGCAUCGAGGCCAGACGGUGGAUUAACUCAACACUCAUUGGGAUGCUUGAUCCCGAGAACCCUGAGAGCUUGAAGCCGCUUAUUGAUGGCGGUACAGAGGGAUUCAAGGGCCAAGCCCGUGUUAUUCUGCCCACCCUUUCAUCCUGCAUUGAAUGCCAACUUGACAUGCACGCUCCUCGCCCCGCUGUUCCCCUCUGCACUAUUGCAACCAUUCCCCGCCAGCCACAACACUGUAUCGAAUGGGCACACCAGAUCGCCUGGCAAGAACGGCGCAAAGACGACACUUUCGAUAGCGAUGACAUGGAGCACAUCGGCUGGGUUUACGAGAACGCCCUUGAACGAGCGAAACAGUUUCACAUCCAUGGAGUGACAUUCCAGAUGACACAAGGCGUGGUGAAGAACAUCAUCCCCGCUAUUGCUUCAACCAACGCCGUUAUCGCAGCCUCUACUACUUCUGAAGCAUUGAAGAUCGCCACAUCGUGCAACCCGUAUCUGGAGAAUUACAUGAUGUAUGCUGGAGAAGAGGGUGUCUACACCUAUACAUUUGAAGCAGAGAAGAAGCCCGACUGUCCCGUGUGCGGAAACCUUGCGCGCAAGAUGACCGUAGAUUCGAAUAUGACGCUGGAGGCCUUCAUUGAGAGCCUCGGGGAGCGGGCCGAAGCGCAGCUUAAGAAGCCUAGUAUGCGGACGGAAGAGAAGACACUCUACCAGCGGUUCCCGCCUCAGUUAGAGGAACAAACGAGACCUCACUUGAAGCUCAAGAUCAAGGAUCUGGUGACGAAUGGACAAGAGAUUGCGGUCAGUGAUCCUGCGUAUCUGAUUGACUUUCGGUACCAGUUGAUUUUUCAAUAAGAGUACCGCACCGCACCGCGGAUAAGAGGAUGGCUAUUCGUUGAGAUGAGACAUAAUAUAUACGAUAAUUCGCCUUAGCAGCUAGAAAACCAUGUCUAAGAAUUAAAGCUGUAUUCUUCGAAAUCUGACCAGAUUUCUCUAUCCAGAUUAGACCCCACCGUCCCUUGAAAAAGGAAAACUUUUGACAGACA
Molecule: messenger RNA, 1713 nt
Organism: Aspergillus ruber CBS 135680
Lineage: Eukaryota; Fungi; Ascomycota; Eurotiomycetes; Eurotiales; Aspergillaceae
Product: NEDD8-activating protein UBA3
Exons: 6
Coding region: 242-1522 (426 amino acids)
Biological process (GO): protein neddylation
Cellular component (GO): nucleus; cytoplasm
Molecular function (GO): NEDD8 activating enzyme activity
Source: RefSeq, a predicted model, not a curated record